Molecule: messenger RNA, 2991 nt
Organism: Peniophora sp. CBMAI 1063
Lineage: Eukaryota; Fungi; Basidiomycota; Agaricomycetes; Russulales; Peniophoraceae
Source: the annotation of a GenBank genome assembly
AUGUCGGCGUUCUCUCGUAUGCAGCUCGCUGCUGCUCUCAUCGAGUACGACAACGACGCAACGGACCCGGACAAGCCGUUUCGUUCUGCGCAGGAGAGUGCGAUAUUUGCGCCUGCCCGCAACUCGCGGCUGGGGCCAUACCCGCCGCGCCGGAAUUCGAAUUAUCUGGGAGUGAACCUGCCGAGCGAGGGCGGGAGCCAGAGCCCGCGCGGGACGCAGCUCGACGGACAGCAUGGGCGGGCCCCGAGCUCGCUGUCUGGACUGAUGGUGACGAAUCCGUUUGGGAAGGGCGCGGACGACGAGAUGGAGGGCGAGGAAGUCCCUGCGCCGGCGGAGGAUCUCGAGGUUGACCUCGCGUCCUGGGGGCUCGACUCGUUCAUUCCGAAGGACAAGGAAAAGGCGAGGAAGAAGAAGGGCAAGGGAAAGGCCCGCGAGGUCGAGCUGCCCAACCCGCACGACGGCCCCUCCCGCCCCGCGUCCCGCGCAGCCAGCGUCGACCUGAACAAUCUGGGCGCAGGCGGCGCCUUUCUCGAUUCAGCCUCAACCGCGCCGCCGCCCAGCAUCGGCCCGCAUCGACGCUCUGCGUCCUCCGCCCUGGAACUGGGUGGCGCCCCGCUCGAACAUGCCGCUCUACCUCCCCGCGCGCACUCUCUCUAUCUCGAUUCCUUGUCCGCAGCGCCAGAACCUCCGUUGCAUUCUGUCCCAUUCCCUGCUCAGUCUGUCCGAUCAGCUUCCCCGGGUCCCAGUGUGAACUUGGGCGCUGCUCGCGGACAUGGUCGCGCACACUCCACAGCCAGCUGGAACUCCAAGCUUAUGCUCGAUCAUAUCGAAGAGAGCAGACCAAAUCCAUUCGAGCUGGAGCCCCCAUCGCCCACCCGAACAUCUCGCUUCGACCCCAAAGCCGGCCGCUCACGCGCAGGCUCUAUCGGCAGUAUGGGCUCCCGCGCUCUACUCAACGAGGCCGAGACCGAUACGUUCUCCAUACGCCCUCCUUCGCCUUCACGCUCCUCUCGCUUCGAUCCCAAGAGCCGCUUUCGCGUCAUGUCCCAAGCUUCUUUCGGCUCUCGCAUCAUGCUCGAAGACAACAUGUCCGUAAUGACGGGCGCUCCAAGUCAGCAUCCUGACCGCCCCGUGUCCACUAUGGAACUCUUGCGUCCAAAGGUCCUCGUCAUGCCCAGUCCGCUGCAGGGUGCACCAGCUCCGAAAGGACCUCCCUCGGCCUUCACCAUGCGCGAAGGCUUCGAGCUUCGCGUUGCGCAAGAUGGGACACCUCUUCCCCCAGGUGCUCGUGCCGAACCUCAUGGCAUGCUCACUGCCGCGGGCUCGGCCCCCACAAUCGCUUCCAAUUCAUUCACACCCAACCCUCGCGCGAACCUCUCCUUGUCGCAGCUCAUCUUCCGGAAUCAGCUCAUGGUGGACGGACAGCGCGAUGUCGCGUACGCAGACAUAGACCAAGGAUUGGAGCGUGCGACGGAGGACGGGCAGCAAAUCGUACUCCCGGAGGACGAAGAGGAGCCCGCCCGUCCUGUGAGCGUGAUUGUGGAUGAUUUCGCGCGCCCGGCGGGGAAACUGUACGGACGCAGCUUGAUCGACGAACUGGAGUCGCGCAAGGCUACGACCCGCAACAAGCAACGAGUAUACUAUGGUGACGACAGGCCGUCCAUGAUGACUAGAGCUUCGUCUGGCAGAAUCAGCACAUUGAUUGACCCCGCUACACUCACUCAGCCACCCACACUUGGCGGCGUCCCGAGCCCUCCGGCCAAUCUCCAACGACAAAGCUCCUUCGGUCUCAAGCCAUUGGUCGACCUCGGCGACAAUGCGCCGCUUGCACCGCCACCGCGUCCCGGACAGAUGACGCGCUCGGUGUUCGGCACGGACAAGUUAUGGGAGAGGGAGAUGGCGAAGUUGAAGGAGAUUGAGGCUGCUGAGGCGGUGGAAAGGGCGGAGAGGGAAGCCAGAGAAGCGGUCGAGGCUGAGAAGAAGCAGAAGAAGAGGAAGAAGAAGGGCAAAAAGGGUCAGGAAGACGAGUCGCUCGCUCCCGCACCCUCUGCAGAGUCGUUUGCGGCGACUGGCGAAGAAGAGGCAGAGCCGCGGGUGUCCAUCGCACCGCCUGUUCUUCCAGACAUUCCUCGUAACAUCACGCGUGGACCUCCACCUCCUCCAGGCGACGACGACGAAGAGGAAGAAUCGGAUAGCGACAGCGAUGAUGGUCCUCGACCCUCGAAUGCCGCGCAGCAGACCUGGUUCGCCGGCUCGUCUGACGAUGGCAAGGAGGCCAGCGGACCUGUACGUACAGUAGGCGUUGGUCUUCGCUAUCCGAACCGCGCCCGAGGUGCUCGCCCGUCUGGCGCAGCGAGCGAUGAAGAUGAUAGCGAAGAGGAUAUGCCCCUCGUCGCGACCGUGUCUCGCGCUAAGCAACGCGCAACGCGCCUCGCAGGAGACGAAGACGACUCUGAUGAGGAUGCGCCCUUGACGCAGGUCCUGGCGAAGAGGGCUGGCUCCGGUCCUGCGCCCGUGCCUAGCAGCUCAUUCAACAUCGAUUUCGACAACCUGGCUUCUUCCAAGCCGGCGGCGACGAACGCCGAUUCGGACGACGAAGAUGACAAGCCGCUCGGACUGCGUGCCUCGCGCAUACCCCGCGGCUCGGACGAUGAAGACGACGUGCCGCUCGGCAUGCACCCGGACCAACAGCGCCGAACGCAGUAUGCGGCGCUCGUUCAGCAGCAGCAGACGGCGCAGCAGCAGCAGAUGCUCAUGCAGCAGAUGCAGAUGCAGCAGAGCAUGAUGUUCUCCAACCCGAGCCUCAUGGGUUCCGGUUUCUUCGCGCCGCCAGCCAUGAUGACCCCCGCCAUGAAUAUGAACCCUAUGGGCAUGUCGAUGAUGCCUAUGGCGCCGCCGCCGUCUGGCAGUCCGCCACCCAUACAGGACUCGAAUAAGAUCAACUUCGUUGAUCAGUGGAGGAAGAACAUCGCUGUCGACAGCCAGAGCUGA